This is a messenger RNA of Nelumbo nucifera (sacred lotus), 1524 nucleotides long. RefSeq names its product UPF0481 protein At3g47200-like. The record is from RefSeq and is a predicted model, not a curated record. Lineage: Eukaryota; Viridiplantae; Streptophyta; Magnoliopsida; Proteales; Nelumbonaceae.
UAGAUUAUAUUGCUUGAAAUAUCAUCGGAAGAAAUACGGAAAAGCUCUAGCUAGCUUUCUUGAAAUAUCAUCCAUGAACGUUGUUGUUACGACAAGAAAGUGAUCGAAUUUUGAGUAAGUGGCCUAGCUAGCUGUUUGAGAUGGGUGAUUGUAAUCACAUUCACAUUUUGGAGCCAACAAAUGAAAGACAAUACCAUAUUUCCUUAGUGGUGGCUGAUAUCGAAAAAAAGUUGAAGGGUCCAGAGAGUGAACAACAAUCCUCUGAACUUUGCAUCUUCAGAGUCCCUAAGAACCUACGUAGGCUAAAAGAAGUAGCUUGUACUCCUAAGUUGAUCUCAAUUGGUCCCUUCUUUCAUGAAGAUGAAAGCUUAAAAGCCUCGGAAGAACAUAAGCUGAGGUAUCUUAAAGGUUUUCUAGGUCGAAGCACUAAAGGGAUUAAAGACUGUGUGGAAACCAUUGCAGAGCUGGAAGAUAGAGCCCGAAAGUGUUAUGCAGAAGAGAUCCCCUUAGAUGGCGAGAAAUUUGUAAAGAUGAUGGUACUUGAUGGCUGUUUCAUCGUUGAGUUCCUUCUCAGAUAUCAAAUUGUUGAUCACAGACAGGAAGACGACCCCAUCUUGAAUACCAUCUGGAUGAUUGAUAUAAUGUCUGACUUGCUUCUACUUGAAAACCAACUUCCAUUUUUUGUUCUUGACAAGAUAUUUGAACUACUAGAAGACGACGAUGAAGAAAAGAAAGAUGAAAAGUUACAGUUUCUCGAUUUGGCCGUCAAUACGUUUGGAUAUCUUUGGCCAAAUGUAGUACCGCGUAAGAAAGAGAAAUGUGAAGUGAAGCAUCUGCUGGACUUAGUUCGGCAAUUCUUUGUGUUGUCGUCCACUGACAGAAGCAGAUCAAACUCACAUCUAGAUAAACAGCUUCAACGUUUCCCAAGUGCAAGAAAGCUCUUUGAUGCUGGAAUUGCUCUGAAAAGUGUUAGAAACAAGCGUUGGCUGAGCAUAAGCUUUGCUAAUGGAUUCCUGAGAAUUCCACGUAUAACCAUUGACGACACGACCAAAUCUCUUCUGCAAAAUCUAAUUGCUUUCGAGAAGUAUCAUAGAGAUUCCUUUCAAAUGCACAUAGCAGACUAUGUAAUGCUGAUGGAUCGACUCAUUGUGACCUCCGAGGAUGUGGAAGUACUCGAGAACUGUGGCAUCAUCAGAAACAUGGCAGGAGACAAUCGCAGCAUAGUAAGCUUUUUUAACGCAAUUGGCAAAGAAGUGAAUUCGUUCUGCAUGGGCUUGCAUUUUCAGGAUCUCUGUCGGGAUGUAAACGAAUACUAUUGGAGGAGCCAGUGCAAAUAUGCAGCGCUUGCCUACUAUCAGACUCACUUGCAGAGAUGGAUAUUGAUCUUGAAGAGAGAAUAUUUCAACAGUCCGUGGGCAUUCGUUUCAUUCUUAGCUGCAGUAAUGCUCCUCGUUCUUACAUUCAUACAAACUAUAUACACCAUGAAACCUAAUUCCAAUAAGGGCAACUGACAUUCUCUUGAUA